GGACAAGGAGGUCUUUAUCACAAUUUAUAUGUUUUUUUAUAUCGGGUCGGAAUUACUACUGCGCUAAGCUCUUAAUGAUUUCGUCUCAGAAGAAUGUUCAGUUCACGAUUAUUCGCUCAUCAUGAAGGAACAGUGGAGAACUAGUAAAAAUAACAAAGAACUCGUACUUUUGGAGGAAGGUUUAUAUCAGGAGAAAAACAAAUGCAUAAAAGAAAUCGAACGUAAAGCUAGCUGUUGCACGCGAUGCAUACCGUAUCUAAGAUUGAUAUUUUUAUUACAAGUAAUGUUAUUCUUUGGAUGGGGCUGUUACAUGGUUUUCAACAUUUAUUUUCCUCAAGUAACGGAAAAUGAGACUACAGACAUCGUUCUUGAAACAUACUCACCAAUUAGUGAAUCUCUGUCUGAAAUACAGAAGUCACGUCCAAGUAACGAAAUGCCCGCAAUAUUUGUCAAGCCUAAGGUCAUUGUAGAUAAGAUAAAUAAUCUUCUAGAGAAUAUAAAACUUACAAAAGAAGAAAAUUUAAUGCAAAACGAGGCAAUUGUAACAAAUGUAGCUGAAAUGGAACAAACAAAUAUGCAAAAAUCUAGUAACGUGCAAAAUAACAAUAUAGGAAUAAGUAAUAUCAAUAGAUUUUUGUUGCCGACACUAUCAUCUGAAAAUUUACAAUUUUUGGGGAAACUAUUAACCGUAAAUAAAAUAGGAACUAAUUUAGAUUUAGAAAAUGAUUUUACUGAAGACGUUGAUCAUUUGACAUUAAAAAGUGAAGGAAAUUACGCAUUCAAUGUGCCCUAUAAACCCAAAAGUUUAGAAUUUGAUGUCGCAGCAGUCAUAAAUACUGACAAUUUCGUAGAUCAUAUGAUUAAUGCAGAUCUGACAAAUACCUUGAAUCAUAUGAUUAUUGUGGAUCUGAAACAGGAAUUUUCCGAUUCAAUCAAAGACGCGGCACAAGAUAAUCGCAAUGAAAACAGUUCCUUUGAAGAAACUGACGAGCCAGCAAAUGUACGACAAGAACUGGAUCUUGUCAUUUGUCCACCUCACGAUUCUCAUGAAUCUUCUGAUGCGUCAAUAACAGACUCGGUCAAAGAUUUCUCUGCUUCUCAACCCGUAUUAGUAGUAUAUUCAAAACAAAUGGAAAAUAAAUUAAAUGACAAUAUUGAUGAAAGCAACGAAGAUAAACAAGACGUAAAUGAUAACAAUAUGAUGAUGUUAGCAUCCGUGUUUGGAAAUGAAGAUUAUUUGGAUGUAUCGACAGUGCAAAAUACAGAAGAGCAACAUUCGUUGGAGAGUAUCGAAGAGAGAAGAAAAGAUGAGGAGUACGAAUUAUUGGACUCGUUUAUGCAACCAAAAGUGCAAGAUAGCAAAGAAUCUUUAACGCCAACAGCUGACGAAUUCCAAUGGUUUAAUAUGCCUCCUCGCUUUACAGAUUUUGAAGAUAUAUCAAGCUUGGUACCUCAAGAUAUAUCAAGUGAUCCCAAAAUACAUAGUUUCUCCUGGGAUACGUAUGAGAAGAUGGAUAUUGAUGACGUUACUCCAGAAAGUCACUGCGAGAUAACAAUUAACAUGGGUAUUCUUAAGGUACAAUGUCCCGCUAUUAAGUUCGAUGAAAAGUGGAAUCUUACUUCUCCCGAGAUACCUUCAAUCGAUGUUUCAAAAUUUAUUAAUUUGAAAGAUCUUCUCGAUGAUUACUUACCUCCUGAAUGUGACGAAGAUGCAAGUGAGCAAUUGGGAGUUGAAAAUAUUUCUAAUGAUAAUUCUGAUAACGAAGUUACAACGUCGCCGCAUAGUACACCUGGCGUAAUCAAGUCUGAUUUACAAGAAAGCACUACAAGUAUGAAAUUUUUGAAUGAUGCGUUAUUGGAUUCAUCUGAGGCAGCAUUUAUAGAUCCUUUCGAUAGCAGAGAAAUCAAUCAUGAUUAUUCAUUUUACGAUUUAUUUUACGAUUUAAAUGAGGAGGAAGUGACACAAGUAACAACAUUAUCUUCUUCUACUUCAGAACUCGAUUCCAGUACUGUUGAUUCAAAUAAAGAACCGAAUCUAUUUUUCGAUAAUUCAAACACACAACAGGAACAGCAAAAAAUCAGCAAAGAGCAAGAUUCUUCAGUUUCUGAUAAUAUUGAACUUACUUUGAAAAAUUUCGAGCAUUUUUAUGCUUUGGAAAAGAAGCUAAUUUCUCAAUUUAAAAAUGAAAUGUCAAAUAUCUUGCAAAAUCUACCAAAAAAUAACAAUAACCGGCACAAUGUUUGUAAUAUAUUACGCGACAUACGUAAUUCCAUAUCGCAACGCCCAUUGUUUGGACAAUAUGUUAUUUUAAAGUUCUUGGAAUUUAUACAAAAUCCACCAUUCGAUUAUCCACACGACAUGGACGAUUAUUAUCGAAAGAAACGAAUGGUUGAUGAUCUAACAUGGCAACAAGAUCCAGUAUCAAAUCAGUUAGAAGAAAAUAGUGAAAACGUGGAUUUAUUAGAAAAUUUGAGAAAAAUUUUCCAUAAAAUAAAAAUUCUUGCUCUCUCUAUCGACAGACUUCAAGAACGAUAUCUUGUUCGUAAUAAACUUGAAGAUUACGCAUCGAGUGAAUUUCCAAAUGAAACUGAGGAACGCCAAGAAUUGUAUGUAUCAAAAAUUGUAUAACAAGUAAUAGUAAGCGGAAAAACAUGCAAACUUUUGUUUGUUUUUGUAUAGUGUUAUUCUUUCUCUCUCUCUCUCUCUCUCUCUCUCUCUCUCUCUCUCUCUCUGUUAAUUUGAUACUUUGUGUGAAUGUUAAAUAAAUGAUUUAUUAAAAUGCUAUAAAAGUUAUUUAUGAUUACUGAUUAUCACGUAUUAUAAGAACCUUUAUCAUAAUUAAAACAAAUAUUAAUAUAACAGCGUUUGCAUAAAGCUCAUUAUAAUUGUUUCUAUCGCAAUGCGUUAACGAUAUACUUAAUAUGUAUUGUAGUCAUAAAAUUUGUUCGUAAAAGUACUUGACAAAAACAUGCUAUGGAAUAAUUAAUGCAUUGCUCAUAUGCCUGCGCAUAGACCUUGAACUUAUUCAUGCUAAUUUCUUACGAUUUUAUACGUAGCUGCGUUAAUGCGAUAACGAUCCAUGCGUUAGUUGAGUGACGAUUGCAAUUGGUUGUCCGGUGAUUACAGAAUUGGAAAAGUAGGCCAGCAGGCUUGUAUAUCUUUAAAAUAGGUUCUUGAUUAUACUGAAAGUGCACGACCUUUGGUUAUUGUUUUCACUUUAAGAUAAAUUUUAAAUUGAUGUUGUAUUUACUAUUUAAAAGUGUUUGUGCACAUAAAUAAAGUCACGAAAUUUCCAUUUAUCUUAUUAAUUCGAGUGUACUGUAAUAUUAACCUUUUGAUGUUAAUAAAUUCAAUGUGUUAGUGCAAUUAGUCAUUAAAAGCAUAUAUAAAAUAUAUAUUUUAUCAAUUGCACUUUAUAAAUUGCAUGAAAAAAAAUUAACAAUUUAUUCAUAGCAAUUUCAAUAUUCUAAUUAAUCGGAAGAACGCUGCAAGUAUUGGGAAAUACUCAAAGUUACGUAAAUGGAACUUUUAAUAAAAUAUGAUUGCCGAUCUUA
Solenopsis invicta (red fire ant) is the source of this 3555-nucleotide messenger RNA. RefSeq lists its product as uncharacterized. Bases 122 to 2629 code for a protein of 835 amino acids. The record is from RefSeq and is a predicted model, not a curated record. NCBI's taxonomy places the organism in Eukaryota, Metazoa, Arthropoda, Insecta, Hymenoptera, Formicidae. The transcript has 3 exons.